Molecule: messenger RNA, 863 nt
Organism: Condylostylus longicornis
Lineage: Eukaryota; Metazoa; Arthropoda; Insecta; Diptera; Dolichopodidae
Gene: Prosbeta6
Product: proteasome subunit beta type-1
Exons: 2
Coding region: 81-776 (231 amino acids)
Cellular component (GO): proteasome core complex
Source: RefSeq, a predicted model, not a curated record
GCGACAUAAAUUUGAUUAUCAUCCAACAAGCAGUUUUUUCAUUGGUUAGUUGUGUGAAGAAAAAUAUAAAACUUUUAAAAAUGCAUAAAAUAGAACAAUUUCCUGAAUACCAAGUACCAGGAGCAAAUCAACAUUACUUUUAUCCAUAUGAAUCGAAUGGAGGGAGUGUUGUCGCCAUUGCCGGAGAUGAUUAUGCUGCUGUUGCAGCAGAUACAAGAUUAACUAGUGGAUAUUCUAUUCAUACUAGAAAUCAAAAUAAACUUUUUAAAUUGACCGAUAAAACAGUGUUGGCAUCUUGUGGUUGCUGGUGUGAUACGCUAUCAUUAACAGCUUUUGUGAAAAAAAGGAUUCAAAUGUAUCACCAUGAGCAUAAUAAAAUAAUGACGUCGAAUGCUAUAGCUCAAAUGUUGUCUUGCAUUAUGUACCAUAAUAGAUUUUAUCCUUAUUAUGUGUCAAAUAUUUUAGCUGGCUUAGAUGAAAAUGGUAAAGGUGUCGUUUAUAGUUAUGAUCCUGUUGGCCACUGUGAACUUUCCUAUUAUAAAGCUGGUGGUUCAGCCGGUGCACUUUUGCAACCAGUUUUAGAUAACCAAAUUGGUUACAAGAAUCAAAUUGGAAUUGAAAAGGAACCAAUAACAAAAGAAAAAGCUGUUGGCGUUAUUUAUGAUACAUUCAUUUCAGCUACUGAGAGAGAUAUUUAUACAGGUGAUGCUGUCAUCAUAAAUGUUAUAACAAAAGAUGGAGUUGAAGUAAAAGAAUUUGAUUUAAGAAAGGAUUAAAAAUGCAUUGUGUAAAGCAAAUUAAUUUUUACAUCCAUAUAUAAUAUAAAAUUUUUAUUAUAUCAAUAAAGAAUUUUUAAAAAUUUA